AUGGCUCCCGAAACUCCAAAAGGGGUCUCGUCGAGGCUUCUGACGAUGAAAUUUAUGCAGAGAGCAGCUGCAUCAGCAUCGUCCACGGCGUCUCCGGACUCGGACGGGAACUCGUCCAAAAAGCGGAAGCUGCAUCACUCUCCUGCUGAAGGCAAAUUCAGCGCCAACAUCGACAGAGCACUCAUUCAAGCCGCCCUGGAUGAAGAAGAAGCGGCACGGCAAGCAGCGCUGCAAAGGCACGCCGCCCACGACACGCACUGGGUGUUGGAUGGUUCCUGGGACAAGAGCAACCCGGGAAGCCAAACAAACGGGUCCUUGAACGUCGUCUACGUCGGCUACGGUGACAUUGAUUCGUCGACCGAGUCCGGAGACGUGAACGAUGCGCCGACAAAGGGGCGCACAUCGACAAAACCUGAUAAGAAGACGGAGAUAGAGGCAUGCCCACAGGGGACUCGUUUGUCACAUCGGGCUAACGGCUCACAGGAAUCGAAAACGGCGCCGACGACCGGAGACGACGACUCGAGCGAUCAGUCGUCGGAAGAGAGUGACGAACCCAAGCGAAAGCGACGAAGCAGACACUCCAUGGACAACUCCAACUCGUCGCUACGCAGCGACCGAUCACGUUCACAAUCACGGCCGAGACAGCCUGCGGAGCGUGCGACCGCCAACGAGCUCCGCCAUAAGCGCCGCCAAAAGGAUAUCCGCCUGAACCAGCUGACCUCUAUCUCUGCAGGUGGUGACGGCGCCUUCGGCCAAGGGCGUUCAGGUGGUGAUAGAUUGAUGAAAUGCUACACUUGUCAGCAAACUGGCCACAAGGCAUCAGACUGCCCGCAAAGGCAGGACGGACGACCUCGUCGCAAUUUCUGA
Messenger RNA from Drechmeria coniospora, 867 nucleotides. RefSeq lists its product as uncharacterized. The transcript has a single exon. The coding region runs from base 1 to 867 and encodes 288 amino acids. Gene Ontology annotation, molecular function: zinc ion binding; nucleic acid binding. Lineage: Eukaryota; Fungi; Ascomycota; Sordariomycetes; Hypocreales; Ophiocordycipitaceae. The record is from RefSeq and is a predicted model, not a curated record.